Molecule: messenger RNA, 1581 nt
Organism: Cotesia congregata
Lineage: Eukaryota; Metazoa; Arthropoda; Insecta; Hymenoptera; Braconidae
Source: the annotation of a GenBank genome assembly
AAGUUUGGUGUAAAGGAUAUUGUUACUCUGAAUCACUCUGAAUUUAGUGACAUCGAUGAGAAAAUGGUUUCAACGCGGGGUCCGAAAUUCAAAUUCUGUGAUGGUGAAAAAGUUCUUUGUUAUGAACCCGAUCCGACAAAAGCUAAAGUACUCUACGAUUCAAAGGUUUUAGAUGUGAUUGUUAACAAGGAUCAACGAGGUAGAAAGGCAGUUGAAUAUUUAAUACACUUCCAGGGAUGGAACUCGUCUUGGGAUCGGUGUGUGACGGAGGAAUACGUUCUAAAAGACACAGAAGAAAACCGACAGUUACAACGGGAUCUUGCUCAGAAAGCACAGUUACAACUAGGAGCAUAUUUAUAUCGUCGAGAACGAAAAAAUCGCACACACAGACUGGCUGAUCAACUGUCCGGUGCAGGCAUCGAGUCACGUCGACGUGCUAGAAGCGGUGGAAGUCGCGCCACUUCUGGCACUACCUCUGAAGAUGGUAGCUCAGGUCAACAGGAUGAUUACGAUACCGAAGAAGUCAUCACGGAAGAAGAUUCUGAGACUAGUUCUAACUUUGGGGAGGAAUCCAGUGAAGACGAGGAUAGCGGUGGUGGAGGAAGCCAUCAGUCUAGCGGCAGUAUGAAACCUGGUGUUGAUCUUGACAUUGGCAGUACGCUAAGGAGAAUUUUGGAGCAAGAUUACGAGCUGGUAAAUCAUAAAAAUAAACUGGCUGUUCUACCGGCUCAACCAACCGUUUGUAGUAUUCUUGAGUCUUGGGUUCAGCAUUUCACUACGACACAACUUACAAGUAUUCCUGAAAAGCCUCAAAGGAAUAAUAGAUCUAGUAAUACUAUUGAAAAGACUGUAAACGAGAUAAAUAUUUGCCGAGAAGUUGCUGAUGGCUUGAGGAUAUACUUUGAUUUUACGUUGCCAGAAUUACUGCUUUAUCGAACGGAAAGGGAGCAAUACAAUGCAUUUAAAUCGUCAUUUUUACUCGGCGAACAUCCUAUUGAUAUUAAAGAAGAAGUUAUUGAACCACCGGAGGUUAUUGUCAAAGAGGAGCUUGAAGAUUCUGAGUAUGCCCAUUUACCGCCCUUUAGAGAGCAGGAUGCUGACGGUGAGCAACCAACCAAACCUAUCUCAUCAGUCAAACGGAAAUUGAGAUCCUCGCGUGUUAGCUCUGUGGACGAUGCCAGACAACUCAGGUCGUCGGAAGAAAUUAAACAGGAAGCUGGGAAUGUUUCCAGUAUCGCUAGCACUAGUUCUCGGUGCUCUAGCCCUCGAGGAGUUACCUCAAGGUAUCCUAUGCUACCUCCAGCACAGAUUGUUGCGUUGCUCAGUGAAGCUAAUAAGUGGAGGCUUAUCCCGAAAUCUAAUAAAAAUGACGGAGCACCAAGUCCUUCGACUUAUUUCGGAGCUAUUCACCUUGUUCGACUGUUCGUAAAACUUCCAGAUUUGUUACAAAAUACAGAUAUGCCUGAAAAGAAAUUAAAAGUGUUGUUAAAAUAUAUCGAUAUGUUUUUAAGUUAUUUGGAACCACACAGAGAAUGGUUUGGCGAACAAUUUUAUAUGCAAGUAGACAGCCAGUCACAAUGA